This is a messenger RNA of Pyrenophora tritici-repentis Pt-1C-BFP, 1413 nucleotides long. RefSeq names its product Herpes-BLLF1 domain containing protein. Gene Ontology annotation, molecular function: phosphoric diester hydrolase activity. The record is from RefSeq and is a predicted model, not a curated record. Lineage: Eukaryota; Fungi; Ascomycota; Dothideomycetes; Pleosporales; Pleosporaceae. Gene Ontology annotation, biological process: lipid metabolic process.
AUGGCAGGAACAACGCUUUCAACACCGGGCUCGCCUACCAGUCAACCUCUCCUACGCAACCACUCCGACUCUGAACUUUUCCUCUCGCCAAAACCUUCAUCGCAUGUAUCCGUAUGUGCGUUGGAAGAUGGCGGCGACUCGGAGUUCAGCUCUGAGGACGACGUGUACAAGCCGCGGCCCGGCUUCUGGAGACGGCUGAGGACGAGCAUGCGGAGACGGAGUUACAGGUCAAAGGGCGACGACUGCUGCAGACGGUUGCCAUUACUAGACGAGAAGCCGCAGUCGAGGAAGUAUCGUUUGAAGAGGAAACAUGCAGCCAGAGCAUGCGUCAUCAUUCCUUUGCUGGUGCUCAUCUUUUUCGGUCUACUUCACAUUUUAAAUGUUGUUCUGGGCUACGUACCGACCUUCCUAGACGGAAAAGCAGACCCGAAUGCAUUCGACUGGAAUAAACAGGAUGAGUCAACUAUCUUGGAUAUCACUCGCGACGUUACCCCCGUUCCGUGCCAUUCCCACAAUGACUACUGGCGCCGAGUCCCAUUAUACGACGCUCUCCGCUGGGGCUGCACAGGCGUAGAAGCAGACGUCUGGCUCUUUGACAACGAGCUCUACGUCGGUCACAGCACAAACGCCCUCACGCAAAAUAACACCUUCCGCUCCUUGUACGUCGACCCGCUCGUCAGGAUGCUCGACCACAAGAACGAAAUCGGCCAAUUCGCAACCUCGUACGACGUGAAAAACGGCGUCUUCGACACCGAGCCAGCACGCACCCUUGUCCUACUGGUCGACUUCAAAAACAACGGUCAUGAGAUCUUCCCAGUCGUAUCCCAGCACCUCUCCGCUCUCCGCGAAAAAGGCUAUCUAACAUACUACGACGGCAACUACACCAUCGAACGCCCAAUCACUGUCGUAGCAACCGGAAACGCCCCCUUCGACCUCAUCACCGCAAACAAAUCUUACCGCGAUAUCUUCUUCGAUGCGCCUCUGGAUAAACUCGUUUCCAGCCCCCCAUCCAUUCAACCCCACCCGGACAACGUCGUCGACCUAGCUAAACGCACCCCUGCACUAAGCUUCGGUGGUGGUCAAGGCACUGUAGGCACGACCCCAUCCAGCGUCUUCGACGCCACAAACUCCUACUACGCCUCCGUCAAUUUUGGCCGGUCAAUCGGCUGGCUCUGGUUCGGCCACAUAUCCGAGACCCAACUUCUGAAAAUCCGCUCGCAGAUCCGUGAGGCGCGGAAACGCGGACUCCAGGCUAGAUAUUGGAGUGCGCCAAAGUGGCCUGUCGGGCUGCGCAAUAAGGUGUGGAGGGUUUUGGUCGAAGAAGGCGUGGGAUACCUGAAUGGGGAUGAUUUGAGGGGGAUGACAAGUUUGGAUUGGGGGGUUCGGAGACAUUGGGGCGUUUUGGGCGGGUGA